Messenger RNA from Fusarium keratoplasticum, 981 nucleotides. RefSeq lists its product as uncharacterized. The transcript is spliced from 2 exons. The record is from RefSeq and is a predicted model, not a curated record. Lineage: Eukaryota; Fungi; Ascomycota; Sordariomycetes; Hypocreales; Nectriaceae. Bases 1 to 981 code for a protein of 326 amino acids.
AUGUCCAUCCAGAUAUUUCGGCUCAAGGAUGAUUGCCAGAUCGACAUUUCCGCCAAGGCAGUCGUCAAAGCCGCACAGGAAAAUGACGACAGCCUCAUUGUCUAUCAUCAUGAGCCGACGCUGACAGAGCCUGUGCGCUUUCGCCAUCACCAGACUGCAUACAACGCCUUUGUUGUAUGCAAGGGCAGUUUCCAGUUCUGGAAUCAUCAUCGAGGUCAUACACUAGGCCUCGGCGACUUUGUCUUUGUUCCUCCGGGAACCGUAUAUGGCUACAAGCCGCUUGAACCCCAAUCCGAGUUCAUCAUCCUCACCACCGUUCAUGACAUAGCUGGACUCGGUCGUGUUCUACGCCACGAUCACGGUAGAGAACUCCGCCUUACAUCUAGCGACCAGAGCGGAGAUGUCACAUAUGACAUUCACUUUCAACAAACUCAUCUUCCACCGGAUAUUCUCAAAGGGCUAGAAAUGGAGACGAGUUUGCCGCCAAUAUCGCAGCCGUACUUCCUUCGCAUCACCAACAGCGCCAGCUGGAUGCUUGGGGGCAUCAUUUCCCGGCCCUGCGUCACGACCGCGCAGUCAGAUGGAAGGUUCUCCAUCUCAGCGAUGGAAACCUCGUACGUCCUCACAGCGACACCGUUCGUCAACCGGUGGUGGUGUUUCACGAGAGUAGUCCACUGCUUCUACCUCAUCCAAGGUGUCUUGAAGAUCAAGUUCAAGGGCGAUGCGGAGUGGACCUUUGUGCGACAGGGCCAGGCCAUCAUGGUACCGGAGAGGCAGGAGUUCACCGCCGACCCUGGAAGCUCGCUUCUACGGUUAAUUUCCUUCUCCAACGGGGCGGGCAUCGACGAGGUGGUCUGCAAGGCUGGGUUGAAACGGGAGGAGCCUGUGUUGCCCGAGACGGCGAGUCGGUGGGAUGCUUGGGAUGAACUUCGCUUUCGGUCAGCUUGUGUAGAAGUGGGAGCUCUUAUAAGUAGUGUAUAA